GAGAGAGAGACAGACAGACAGACAGAGAGACAGACAGACAGAGAGACAGACAGACAGGUAAAGGUGUUAGAGUCCGCUCAUAAACACACUGUAAUGUCACCAGGUGAGUCCUGAACGAACCUGUCUCACCCUACUGACCCAUCUCACUGAGCGUGGAGGAGCGUCCUGAGGGAGCAGAUCUGCUGAAACAAGAUGGAGUCCAGAGAAGAAGAACAAGAGGAAGACUCCCCGAGGUCACCUGAUGUCUUAACUACUACUACUGAUACUACUACUAGUACUACUACUACAGCUGCUAGUAGUACUCUAACUACAUCCAGGACUCCUGAUGAUCAGACAGACAGGGAGACAGAAGAAGAAGAAGAAGAGGAUGAGGAGAAGGAGGGUGAGGAAGACGAGUCUAUCUUCAUCUCUUCUUCACAGGAAGCUCCGUCUGUCUUCUUCACGUCUUCCGUUUGUCUCCCAGCAGGAGAACCAGAGCAGUCUAACCUCCACACAGGAGCCGUUGGAGACGAGUUUGUUUCAGAGCAGAAACAAUCGACGCCGACCGGAGACCGACCAGCUCCACCCAGUAGUCUGGCUUUGUCACGACCAACGAAGAAGAAGAAAGUCCUGGUGGCUCCAGCUCUCAGUCUGUCUUUAGGUCGCAGUGAGUCAACGGUUUCAGACGACUUCCCCUCGUCCUUCCUCUCUCCGUCACCUGAAGACGAUGAUGACACCGGGCCAGACUUCGACCUAGACGGUAUGGAGACGCCCUCCGACAGCGAAUCACUGUACUUCCCCAUGUUCGACCUGGAAGAUGACCUGCGGCGGCUCGGCGUGGCGUCCCGGCGUCGCAGAGCGUUCGGCUCCGGUCUCCGGUCCGGGUUCGACUCCCGGACCGGUUCUGGACGAGACCAAAGCGGACUGGGAGCUCUGGAGCGGGAGGACGUGGUGGACGGGGGGGGCACCAGGUGGCGCUGCUUCUCCACAGGUGACCCGCCGCAGGAGAGCCGGGUCAACAUGAGCGUCCUGGAGCCGUUCCUCAGGGUGCUGUCUCACGGAGGUUACUAUGGAGACGGGGUGAAUGACAUCAUCGUGUUUUCUUCCUGUUACCUGCCAGAGAACCGUCUGGAGAACUACCAGUACGUGAUGGACAACCUGUUCAGGUAGAAGACUUAACGUGACCCAGUUUAUAAAGUGUGACCUUUGACUCAAACGUGAAGCUAACGUUAGCAUCUGCUCUGAAGCUAGCGUUAGCAUUAGGGAAGCCAGUUUCUCUUCUUUUUGUUCCUGAUAGUUUGACGCCCGAUGAACAGGUUC
Molecule: messenger RNA, 1299 nt
Organism: Anarrhichthys ocellatus (wolf-eel)
Lineage: Eukaryota; Metazoa; Chordata; Actinopteri; Perciformes; Anarhichadidae
Product: bcl-2/adenovirus E1B 19 kDa-interacting protein 2-like protein
Exons: 9
Coding region: 193-1149 (318 amino acids)
Source: RefSeq, a predicted model, not a curated record